GGCAAUCGGUAGUAGCAGCACCAGCUGCAAAGGAACGUGUGUCAGUGCCAGAGAAAAUGGCGGAGUGUCCGGUGCGGUAAUAACAGUACAGAUAGCAUAGUGGCCUACGGAAGGGAGGUAGGACGCGAGGGCCGAAGGACAUGGAGCAAGCGCUCACGUCGACGACGAGACGUCGCGGUCAUCAACAUCAUCCACGGCAUGCAACGAGGAGACGUGUUGACAUUUCCAGUAGAGGACCCGCGCAGUGUGGCCCUACUGGAACAACUUUGACAGAUGACACAGCUGAUUCAAAGACGACGAAUCCUCACAUCAGCAGUGACGUGACAACAACGUCUGCUGCACAUGAGGAACCUAACCUAACAACCGUCCUCGUGUCACCUCGACGUUUAGCUGCUUUUCGCAAAACUCUCGACUCAAACAAGUUCCCUGAUUCAAAACAACAGUCAAUAGAAACAACAAUUCACAAUAUUGAUCAAUCAAAUAACGUCCAAAAAAGGCCCGCGCAGUGUGGCCAGGACGUUAAUAGAAAGAAAUUAAAUAAACGAAAAAUUAAGAAAGCACAAGGCCUGGAGGAGGCACCUCGGAUAGAAGAAGAAACAAAAUUAGAUAAUCGAGGAGAAAGCCCUGAACCUGAGCACGCGGACGCGAGGGUUCGAGGUGAUGGGAACUCAGACGAUGAGUCUAUUAACAUUGAGGACGAUCCGGAGCUAGCUGAACUUGCGAGAUUGCGAUGUCCAAGCGAAAGAACUGAGGUCGAGGCUGAACGAGAAGCAAGAAAAAGGAAAAGAUGCGCCGAUUAUCCUGGGCUUGCCUUUGGCUGCUCUAUUUUUUCCAGCGACACAAUGAUGAAGUUCAAUUUAAUUAGAAAUGAACUUGUGAAUAUUACUGGCAAUCAGCUAAAAAGGGCUGAAUCCGAAGUCGCCGCUCUCAACCGUCGUAUCCAACUUUUGGAGGAAGACCUCGAGAGAUCAGAGGAGCGUCUUGCCACCGCCACUGCCAAAUUGGCGGAGGCAUCACAAGCUGCCGAUGAGAGUGAACGGAUACGCAAGGCUCUCGAAAAUCGAACUAAUAUGGAGGAUGAUCGGGUCUCCUUAUUGGAACAACAACUCGCACAAGCUAAACUCAUCGCUGAGGAAGCAGAUAAAAAAUACGAGGAGGUUGCCCGGAAGCUAGUCAUGAUGGAGCAGGAUCUCGAGCGCGCUGAGGAGAAGUCCGAGCUGUCUGAAAACAAAAUCGUCGAGCUGGAAGAGGAACUACGCGUUGUUGGCAACAAUCUUAAGUCUCUUGAAGUGUCGGAGGAGAAGGCAAACCAGCGCGAAGAGGAGUACAAGAACCAAAUUAAAACCCUCACGACGCGUCUUAAGGAGGCUGAGGCACGUGCUGAAUUCGCUGAGAGAUCCGUGCAGAAGCUCCAGAAGGAGGUCGACAGGCUCGAAGACGACCUCAUGGCCGAGAGAGAGAAAAACAAAUUGCUCCAGGAGGAGAUGGAAGCCACCCUGCAUGACAUCCAGAACAUGUAGAGCGUGUUGCGUUGCAGAAAAAGGCUGUUUGGCGUGCUUUUGUGGUGCAAAAACAUAAACAAACAAACCAUUUAUAUAACAUAACGGACUAAAUGCAGUAUUUAGGCUAGCCUCCUUAUCCUCCUGAUCACCCGUCCGAUGUGCGUGUGAUAUUUUUGUAUGCCUUUGCGUGAUUGUUGAAAACACAUGAGAGUGAUAGAGAAAAUUAGUGAGAUAAAAGAAUGAUUAAAAUACAGACAAAAUAAACAAAAAAAAGCCGAACAUAAAAGAAGGAAGUAAUGCACAAUGAAAAAAACUAUUGCUCGCGUAUUUCGCUUCCAUUCCUCAAAAUAAUAAUAAUAAUCAUAAACUAGCGGCUCAAUUCGGACGAGAUAUGGCACUUAAAUUUUAAAUAUUUUCACGAAUUAAAUAUAUUCGCUAGAUAGAUAACUAUGCUCACAAAAAAUGCAUUUAAUUGUACAUUCCCUUUUUUCUUGAAAAAGAAUAAUUUUUUUGUUAAUAAAAAAAUAAUAUUUAGAAAAAUGCAUAUUUAAAAAUUCUUGUGUUGCGAUAAUUUAUACAAU
Messenger RNA from Leptopilina heterotoma, 2083 nucleotides. RefSeq names its product tropomyosin Per a 7.0102 (gene Tm1). Lineage: Eukaryota; Metazoa; Arthropoda; Insecta; Hymenoptera; Figitidae. Gene Ontology annotation, biological process: muscle contraction; actin filament organization. Gene Ontology annotation, molecular function: actin filament binding. The coding region runs from base 141 to 1520 and encodes 459 amino acids. The transcript is spliced from 8 exons. The record is from RefSeq and is a predicted model, not a curated record. Gene Ontology annotation, cellular component: actin filament.